Lithohypha guttulata is the source of this 1014-nucleotide messenger RNA. RefSeq lists its product as uncharacterized. Gene Ontology annotation, cellular component: mannan polymerase complex. NCBI's taxonomy places the organism in Eukaryota, Fungi, Ascomycota, Eurotiomycetes, Chaetothyriales, Trichomeriaceae. The record is from RefSeq and is a predicted model, not a curated record. Gene Ontology annotation, biological process: cell wall mannoprotein biosynthetic process; protein N-linked glycosylation. Gene Ontology annotation, molecular function: alpha-1,6-mannosyltransferase activity. The transcript has 4 exons. The coding region runs from base 1 to 1014 and encodes 337 amino acids.
AUGUCGAGUAAUGAAUUUGUGCGAUGGAAUCAGCACCUACAGACGCCUGUGCUUUUCAAUCACCAUGAAGCAUACGAGGUCAACUCCACAACUAUCCAACGAGUUGAUCUCAACUCAGUCUAUUCUACUUCACGCGCCCUCAGCAAUCAGGAAAGGGUUUUAAUCCUGACUCCCCUUCGAGACGCUGCUCCCUACCUUGUGAAGUAUUUCGAUCUGCUUACCGAUUUGACCUACCCUCACGAUCUGAUCGACCUCGCAUUCCUGGUCGGCGACUCGACCGAUGAUACUCUUGCUGUACUUGCCUCUGAACUCAACAGGAUACAGCAGCAUCCAGAUUCCAAUGUCCCCUUCCACAGCGCUACUAUAGUAGAGAAGAACUUUGGAGAUGGUGGUUUCUCGCAAGAUGUGGAAUCUCGACAUGGUUUCAAGGCACAAGGUCCACGAAGAAAGCUCAUGGGCAAGGCAAGGAACUAUCUUUUAUCCGCUUCUCUCAAACCUGAGCAUUCUUGGGUCUACUGGCGAGAUGUCGACAUAGUGGACAGCCCUAAGAAGAUCAUCGAGGAUUUUGUAGCACAUGAUAAGGAUAUCCUCGUGCCGAAUAUCUGGUUCCAUAGAUACCGUGACGGCGUCGACAUUGAAGGCCGCUUCGAUUACAAUUCCUGGGUCGAGUCAGAUAAAGGUCGCAGGCUGACAGCCUCCCUGGACAGAGACGUAGUCCUUGCGGAAGGAUACAAAGAAUACGACACCGGCAGGGACUACAUGGCUCGAAAAGGUGACUGGAGAAACAACAAGGACGAAGAGCUUAACCUUGACGGUAUUGGUGGUGUUAACAUUCUAGUCAAGGCCGAUGUUCAUCGAUCAGGAAUCAAUUUCCCGUGCUAUGCUUUCGAAAAUCAGGCAGAGACAGAAGGCUUUGCGAAGAUGGCCAAAAGAGCAGGAUAUCAAGUCGUGGGUCUACCAAACUAUGUCGUCUGGCACAUCGAUACGGAAGAGAAACCUGGCAACGCUGCAUAA